UGUAAACUUGGCUUCACUGGAAAAUGUUUUGCACGACUGUUUUUGUCCUUACUUUUGCGUCAUAUGUCGUAGCUCAGAGCACUCCCUGGGGCCAGUGCGGUGGCACCGGAUGGACUGGCAGUACUACCUGCCCGACUGGCUGGGCAUGCACGGCCAUGAAUCCUUACUACUCCCAAUGCCUCCAAGCCACUUCUAGUUCGAGUCUUUCGACCGUCUCAUCACUGUCGAGCCCUGUCACUAGUGAACCCGCUACCACCACAGCUCCUCGAAGCUCGACAUCCACUUCAACGAGCACCCUCACAGGAAUUGCAGGCACCGCCCCGACUGUUGGACCUUCCAAGAAAGUUGGGAAGCUUCCAGCCCUUGGUUGGAACACAUGGAACGCUUACGGUUGCGAUAUCGAUGAAUCUAAGGUUCUCGCUGCUGCGAACCAAUUCGUCUCUCUGGGCCUAAAGGACGCUGGUUAUGAAUAUGUCAACAUCGAUGAUUGCUGGUCUGAAAUGAGUCGCGAUCCGACAACCGGGCGUAUCGUACCGGACCCUGCCAAGUUUCCAGACGGCAUAAGUGGUGUUGCGAUGCAGGUUCAUAACCUCGGUCUGAAGAUUGGAGUCUACAGCGAUGCCGGAACAGCCACCUGCGCUGGAUUUCCAGGCUCUUUAGGCAAUGAGAAUAUUGAUGCCGCUACUUUCAACGACUGGGGAAUUGACUAUCUCAAAUAUGACAACUGUAAUGUUCCCGGCAAUUGGAGCGACAGUGCUACUCCACCGGAUAAUGAUUGCAAUUCUAACUCUGCCAUCCGAUACCGCCAAAUGACUGCGGCUCUUGCUGCUCAAUCUCGCCCUGUCCAAUUUAACUUGUGCAUCUGGGGUACCGCAAAUGUAUGGGACUGGGGCGUGCGCGUUGGCCAUUCCUGGCGUAUGUCUGGCGAUGCGGGACCCACUUGGAGUUAUAUCACGUCCAUCAUUAGUAUCAACGUGCAACAUUUGUCGUCUAUUGACUUCUUCUCUCACAACGAUAUGGAUAUGAUGGAAAUUGGGAAUGGUGCACUCACUAUCCAGGAGCAGCGCACACACUUCGCUGCAUGGUCCUUCUUGAAAAGCCCCAUUUUACUCGGCACGGACUUGAGCAAGCUGUCAUCUGACCAACUCGCUAUCAUCAAGAACAAAGAACUCCUUGCUUUCCACCAAGACAGUGUCAUCGUUACCCCUGCCGCGCCAUUUACGCCUUCGCCCUCCGCGCCCGCUACCAACCCACCAGAAUUCUAUGCCGGAGAGUCAUCAAAAGGCAUUCAUGUGUUCAUCAUCAAUACCUCCAACACCACAGCAACCAAGACUUUCAAUUUCGCCAACGUGGAAGGGUUGUCUGGACGUGGACUGUUCACGGUGCAUGACAUGUGGACGGGCAAGGAUAUUGGGAAGUUUAGUAGGAGUUAUUCGACGAGAUUGGAUGCACACGAUACGGCCGCCUUCUUGAUCGAGUCAACCAAGAAAAAGAGAUCACCACGCACCUAGUUGUUUCUAUGUGCUCGAGAGUCCGAAGCCAAUGAAAGUGAAUCAAUGGACCCGCAAAGAACGAAGCAAAGAGAUUGGGUAGAUAAGAUUAACCUCUAAGAUACCUCUUGUACACCUCGUUAUCGGUCUCCUCUACGUAUGGAUAUCCAAGACGUUG
This is a messenger RNA of Somion occarium, 1668 nucleotides long. The record is from the annotation of a GenBank genome assembly. NCBI's taxonomy places the organism in Eukaryota, Fungi, Basidiomycota, Agaricomycetes, Polyporales, Cerrenaceae.